Messenger RNA from Lolium rigidum, 1247 nucleotides. RefSeq names its product thioredoxin reductase NTRB. Gene Ontology annotation, molecular function: thioredoxin-disulfide reductase (NADPH) activity. Gene Ontology annotation, biological process: removal of superoxide radicals. The record is from RefSeq and is a predicted model, not a curated record. The transcript has 2 exons. Lineage: Eukaryota; Viridiplantae; Streptophyta; Magnoliopsida; Poales; Poaceae. Gene Ontology annotation, cellular component: cytoplasm. Bases 6 to 1001 code for a protein of 331 amino acids.
CAGCCAUGGAGGGAUCUGCCGCCGCGCCGCUCCGCACGCGCGUGUGCAUCAUCGGCAGCGGCCCGGCCGCGCACACGGCGGCCAUCUACGCGGCCCGCGCGGAGCUCAAGCCCGUGCUCUUCGAGGGCUGGAUGGCGAACGACAUCGCGGCGGGGGGCCAGCUCACCACCACCACCGACGUCGAGAACUUCCCGGGCUUCCCCACGGGCAUCAUGGGCAUCGACCUCAUGGACAACUGCCGCGCCCAGUCCGCGCGCUUCGGGACCAACAUCCUCUCCGAGACCGUCACCGAGGUCGACUUCUCCGCGCGCCCCUUCCGCGUCGCCUCCGACUCCACCACCGUCCUCGCCGACGCCGUCGUCGUCGCCACGGGCGCCGUCGCGCGCCGCCUCCACUUCGACGGCUCCGACGCCUACUGGAACCGCGGCAUCUCCGCCUGCGCCGUCUGCGACGGCGCCGCGCCCAUCUUCCGGAACAAGCCCAUCGCCGUCAUCGGCGGCGGCGACUCCGCCAUGGAGGAGGGCAACUUCCUCACCAAGUACGGAUCCAAGGUGUACAUCAUCCACCGCCGCGACACCUUCCGCGCCUCCAAGAUUAUGCAGGCCAGGGCGCUCUCCAACCCCAAGAUCCAGGUCGUCUGGGACUCUGAGGUCGUCGAGGCCUACGGCGGCGCAGGCGGCGGCCCCUUGGCUGGGGUUAAGGUCAAGAACUUGGUUACUGGCGAGGUCUCUGAUCUUCAGGUGUCUGGGCUCUUCUUCGCCAUCGGGCAUGAGCCGGCCACCAAGUUUCUCAAUGGCCAGCUUGAGCUCCAUGCCGAUGGGUAUGUGGCCACCAAGCCAGGAUCUACACAUACCAGUGUAGAGGGCGUCUUUGCUGCUGGGGAUGUGCAGGACAAGAAGUACCGUCAGGCCAUUACUGCCGCUGGAUCAGGGUGCAUGGCUGCCUUGGAUGCGGAGCACUAUCUGCAAGAGGUCGGUGCACAGGAGGGCAAGUCUGAUUGACUAUCUCUUGAUGAAAGGAUCACCUCCAGCCCUUCCACAAGUCCAUUGGCGGCGCUGAAAGCCGCACUCUGAGAUUGCCGGUGUGUGUUGGCUCGUCUCCCGAUUAUUUCUGUAGAUUUCUUAUGAUGCUUAUUAGCACAACAUUAUUCGAGUAGCAACUCGCACUGGUGUCCUGGAAAAUUAUUUGCAUGUGAACGGAGCUUGAAUUGAUUGACAUUUAGGAUUGAUGAACUCAUAUUUUUCUCA